AUGGACAUUCACGACGUGACGGACGAUAUUCGGGUUUACCACACUUCCUUCACUGAUUACCUCUGCACCGAGUCUCGAUCUGCCAAGUUCUACAUUAAUGAGCCUCGGCAACGCGAAUUCCUUUCUUGUCGAUGGCUCACGGCUCUCUGUGAACACUGCAAGCCUCAGGCAAAGAGCUUCCAUUACCGGACUGUCAAAACCCUCUUCAAAAAGUGGGGCAAAUUUUUCUCCUCCGUGAAACAGCCAAGCGAGCAAUUGCUAUAUGAACUUGGAUCUCUUGAUAUCCUUAGCCUCCUCAUUGCUACUGGUGCCAAUCUGGUAGUUGAUGACUCGUACCGUGAGCCAUCGGAGCGGUGGCGCUUAUUAUUCCGUUCCUUUCAAACCAUCGCUUCCUGGUUGAAUCGAGAGGGUGUCCACCCACGAAUCAUUGAACACUUUGUAGAUGUCCAGGAUCGUAUCCAGGUGAACCCCUCACUGGAUGAAGAAACUCGAAGAGACCUUGAAAGCUGGGUGAUCUUCAAUGUCACUCGUUGCAGAUGGAGAUGUCCAUUGACAGAGCGUGUUGAUACCUCGGUGGCAAAAUUGUUUGCUAGUGUGCGGAAAAGCAAGUCUUCCUCAGGUCCUCUUUCAUUAGCUGGGCCUACUAGCACACCAGGCGGAGUCUGCAUCAAUAUUCAAGAUGGUUGCUUUCGGACCGUGAAGCGCCUGCAUUAUGAUCUAAAGACCUCAAUAGCGAGACACCAAAAGUUGGAAUUUACGGAAAUCGGGAGCACUCUUCACAAUCUACUAAUAUCAACGCUACUAGAAUCCUGCGUACCCCAACCUGAACUUCUCUCUAUACUCCGUACAAUCUCUGACGUGGUGAAGAUGUAUUCCAAAAUUACUCGGGGGCGGUUACACAUAUUCGGGGAAGCUCGAAAUAAGCUACUUUCAUUGUGCGAGUUCUUCCCGGAUGCUCACGGUUAUGCUGAAUGUACAGAUCUCGUCAUAAACCAAAUCUUGCCUUUUUGCAUUUUUUACGUUUAG
This is a messenger RNA of Marasmius oreades (fairy-ring Marasmius), 1026 nucleotides long. RefSeq lists its product as uncharacterized. Lineage: Eukaryota; Fungi; Basidiomycota; Agaricomycetes; Agaricales; Marasmiaceae. Bases 1 to 1026 code for a protein of 341 amino acids. The record is from RefSeq and is a predicted model, not a curated record. The transcript has 4 exons.